Molecule: messenger RNA, 2865 nt
Organism: Brugia malayi
Lineage: Eukaryota; Metazoa; Nematoda; Chromadorea; Rhabditida; Onchocercidae
Exons: 21
Coding region: 1-2865 (954 amino acids)
Biological process (GO): positive regulation of TORC1 signaling; cellular response to amino acid starvation
Cellular component (GO): cytoplasm
Molecular function (GO): protein binding
Source: RefSeq, a predicted model, not a curated record
AUGUUCCGAGAUGUACGCUGGUUGAGCAGUCGUCGGCAACAGUUUGUUGCUCUUUCUGCUGAACAAAUAGCGUUUUAUGAAGAUGUUGGUGAGGUUCGACCAAAGUUGCUUCAGUGUUUACCAUUCAACCAAACCAAUGAACUGGACCAUCUACAGUGUUUUGACCUAAGCCCUUUGUCUGAUGAGGCUUUAGCACUGGGCUAUGCAAAUGGAAGAGUGGUAGUAACUAAGGUAGCUGCUGAACCAGAUAUUAGUAAUCUGGAUGACACUAUGGAAACUAUGGAAUUCGUGUGUGAUAUGCCAAAGCCAGUUGCAUUCUUAAACUUCAGUUCUGUAACGUAUACUUACUUGGCUGCAUGUCUGGAAGGUGGACGUUCCCAAGAUUACACUAUCUGCGUGUUCGACAUCAGCAAUCCGAAACUUCAUGUUUUUUCUGUUAAUUGCAAUGAACGCGUGAUGGAUUUGACUUGGCUCAGGAAUGAUCCUAGUAUACUAUGUUUGGCUUGUUCACGCUCAAUGAAGUUUUUCGAUAUACGAGAAGGUGCGCGGCCAGUUUACUCUGUAUCUGUUUCAAAUCAAGUUCGAAGCAUAAGUGCUGGUGACGUACAUUUUUGUAUUGCCUCCAUCAUUGACGAUUUUGUUUGUAUAUACGAUCGAAGACAUUUAAAAUCUCCGUUAUAUAGGAUGCAAAUUUCCUAUUUUAAGAAGAAUGAUACAGGUGCAGUGAAAAUAUUAUGGAAUCCUCAUUCUCCAAGUUGCUUAUCCUGCUUCCGCCGGAAUUCUAGAGUUGUUACAGAACUUAUAUCACCAUGCGAAAGCAUUCUAGAGGAUCAUAGCAUAAUAGAAAUUCCAAGUUUUCCAAUGUCAGAUACAAUUGAUUUGAUGCAAGGAGGAUUUCGUGGUACUCGGUAUUCGGAAGAUAUUGUCUCCAUGAAGUUAUCACAUUCUUAUUUACAACUCAAUUAUAAGUUCUUCGGCAUUUCAAGAGUUUCUGGGUUUACCUGGCAUCCUGAGAAUUGUAAUCGUUUGUUAGUCGUGGCACCAGAUGGAGGACGUGGCGCGUUUGAAGUUAGGCUUGCUACGGUGAAUAAGUUUGUGACAGGCGAUUAUUCAUCGCAGGGCUUUGUUGCUCAUGCAUCUGGUAAUCAGCUUUAUGUGCGCAAUGCAGAUCCAGUUGUAACUGAUGAAUUAGCAGAUAUUUCAUUUAUCAUGAAGAAUCGUGCUGCUAAAAAUUUUGGCUCUCCUUCAAGCACUACUCUGGAAGCGUAUACACGAUCUUGCAAAGAGAUUAUAGAUUGUUGUCCAUAUUCGACGUCUGAAGUGAAAUGGUUGUGGAAGUGGAUACGUCAUAUGAUUAAUAUAAUGGAUUGGAAACCAUGUGUCUAUGGGGCAUUGUUUCCGGGUGUUAUGAAUAUAAUGCAACACGGUUUAGAUCCGAACAAAGAUGAACUUACUACAGAGCAGAUCUUUGUUUCUGAUCCCUUACUUGGACACAUUUCAUUGUACAAAGGGAAAGAACGAGAUCGGGUGCUUAAGAUAUGUGGUUGGCCUAAUCUUGGAGACAUCGCACAGCUCGAUGCAUUCAUUGACACGAACUUUAUGGAAAGGAGGACGCAAAGUCGGGCAGUAGCUGCAGCGCUGAUUACAGCCAAUUCAUCGAAAAUGGAAAAAAUCCUGAAUUUGAUGUUAGAAAAGGGCAAAGAGUCGAAUGAUGAAGGUUUACUGGAAAUGGAAGUUUUCCAGGAAGCUCUGCAAUAUUACCAAAGAUCGCCAGGACAAUGGAAAUCGUUUUCUGAAAAUCUCAGAAACACUGUAAAGGAUCCUUAUUUCAAUAUGAUCAUAACAUUUCUGAAUAACCGUUCUGAUAACUUUUCCGGCAUUAUUCAUCAACAAGACAUCUCAUUGGAAGACAGAAUUGCUUUCGCUGCCAUUCACUUUAGCGACCAAUAUUUUAUGAAAUCGAUAAAGGAGUUAUUCACAAAUGCAUGUUUAUACCGAACACUUUUUGGAUUGCUUAUAAUUGGUAUUUCGUAUGAAAAGGCUACUCAUGACUUAUUGUCUCAUGUUAAACUUAUUUUAUUAAUAUUUGGAUACGUGGAUUAUACGGGUGACAUACAAACAGCUACAGUUCUGUUGGUAGUGGGACGCUGUUUUAUGAAGGACCAAUCCUGGCCUAUAACUUACUCGGCCGAAGGAGUUGCUAGUAGUGAUUUCGAGUUACUAGCUACUGAGGAUAAUGAAGCAUGUAAUGAAUUAGAUGAACAUAUGAGACGAAGUUGUACUAUUGUGUGUGAUUAUCUGGAUAUGCUGAACACAUGGGGUAUGUGGGUGCAGAGGGCUCGUCUUGAUUGUAUACUUGGAUGGAGACGAGAUAUGAUUUCAGUAGAACCAAGAAUGAAUCAAAAUGCUGUACAAGCUGAAAUUUGUUGUCAGUUUUGUCCACAGAAUAUCACAUUAGAUAAGACAGAUACUUCAACAACUUCAGUGGUGCCCUCUGCAGUACUCGUACCUGCAACUCGACCGAACAUUUCUACGACGCCAUCAGGUGCCCCAUCGAUUCCAGCUCGAGAAAUGGCAUGUCCUCGUUGUCUGAAGCCACUUCCUAAAUGCAUACUGUGUCAUAGACACAUGGGUUCUUAUGUUCAGACAGAAUGUCACGAACUUGGCCUCUUAUCUUCUUGGUUCACCUGGUGUCAAAAAUGCCGUCAUGGUGGUCACAUGGCACAUUUAUGGCAUUGGUUCAAUGGUCAUGCGGAAUGCGCGGCAAGUGGUUGUUUGUGCAACUGCAAAAUGGAAGACAUCGAUAUCGUCGGACUGAAUGCUGAACUACCGCAGCCUUGCUUAUUCUGUGAAGAUUCAUGCUAA